CCUUCCCUCUGUAGCCCCUUGCUUUGAGAGACAGGGAGGACAGAGUGCUAACCUUUCUUUCAUUUCCUUACUUUCCAUUUCUCUGUGCCACCUUGUUCACUAGAAUACAUGACAACAGGGAUGGACCCAACCAAGAUGGGGGUCGGAAGGGCCAUUGCUGUACUGACUUCAGGUGGUGAUGCCCUAGGAAUGAAUGCAGCUGUGAGAGCCACUGUCAGGGUAGGCUUGUACACUGGAGCUAAAGUUUUCUUUGUUCAUGAGGGUUAUCAGGGAUUGGUUGACGGAGGGGAUCAUAUCCGCCCCGCUACCUGGGAGAGUGUGUCCAUGAUGCUACAGCUGGGUGGUACAGUCAUUGGCAGUGCCCGCUGUAAGGAUUUCCAGACCAGGGAGGGGCGUCUGAAGGCUGCUAACAAUCUCGUCAAGCUGGACAUCACCAACCUUUGUGUAAUUGGUGGAGAUGGCAGUUUGACUGGUGCCAACAUAUUUCGCACUGAGUGGAGUGACUUGCUCAAAGAUCUAGUCAGUAAAGGUCAGAUCACCAAGGAGGAGGCCAAGGCUUCAUCUCAUCUGAAUAUCGUAGGCAUGGUUGGCUCUAUUGACAAUGACUUCUGUGGAACGGACAUGACCAUCGGUACAGACUCAGCCUUGCAUCGCAUCAUUGAGGUGGUGGACAGCAUCACCACAACUGCACAGAGCCACCAACGUGCUUUCAUCCUGGAGGUCAUGGGAAGACACUGUGGUUACCUAGCUCUCGUUACUGCUCUUUCAUGUGGUGCUGACUGGGUGUUUAUUCCCGAGAUGCCCCCAGAUGACGGCUGGGAGGAGCACUUGUGUAGAAGACUCACAGAGACCAGAAACAUGGGUUCUCGUCUAAAUGUCAUCAUUGUGGCUGAGGGAGCAAUCAAUAAACAGGGGGAACCAAUCACUUGUGAUCAGCUAAAAGAUCUGGUGACAAAGAGGCUGGGCUUUGAUACUCGUGCCACCAUCCUGGGUCAUGUGCAGAGAGGUGGAACUCCCUCAGCCUUUGACAGAGUGCUGGGUAGUAGGAUGGGUGUGGAGGCGGUCAUGGCUCUUCUGGAAGCCACUCCAGAAACUCCUGCCUGUGUGGUCAGUCUCACUGGGAAUCAGGCUGUCAGACUCCCUCUCAUGGAGUGUGUGCAAGUGACCAAGGAUGUUACUGUUGCUAUGAAAGAGAGUCGAUUUGAUGAUGCUGUAAAACUCAGGGGAAAGAGUUUUGAGAAUAACUGGAACACAUAUAAACUGUUGGCCCAUGUGCGGGUUCCAGACACAAAGAGUAACAUUAAUGUGGCUAUUAUGAAUGUGGGUGCUCCCUGCGCUGGAAUGAAUGCAGCUGUGCGUGCAGCUGUCAGGAUCGGUAUUAUCCAGGGCCACAACAUGCUGGCAAUUCACGAUGGCUUCGAAGGUUUGGCUCAGGAAAAGAUUGAGCCAAUUACUUGGAACAAUGUUGGAGAUUGGACAGGAAAAGGUGGCUCGGUAUUGGGUACCAAAAGAGUAUUACCUGGAAAGUACAUGGAGGAGAUCAGCUUAAAUAUUGCAAAGUACAAUAUUCAUGCUCUGGUCAUCAUUGGGGGUUUUGAGGCAUUUACAGGAGGCUUGGAGAUGGUCCAAGGCAGAGAGAAGUUUGAAGAGUUGUGUAUUCCCAUGGUGGUCAUUCCUGCUACUGUUUCUAACAAUGUGCCAGGCUCAGACUUCAGCAUUGGAGCUGACACUGCCCUUAACACCAUCACUACGACCUGUGACAGGAUCAAGCAGUCUGCAGCGGGCACUAAGCGCCGUGUGUUCAUCAUUGAGACUAUGGGAGGAUACUGCGGCUACCUAGCAACAAUGUCUGGCCUCGCCGCAGGAGCUGAUGCUGCUUAUAUAUAUGAAGAGAAAUUUGGCAUUCGUGACUUGGAGAGCAAUGUGGAGCAUCUUGUUGAGAAGAUGAAGACUACUGUUAAGAGAGGCCUAAUUCUCAGAAAUGAGAACAGCAAUGCCAACUACACCACUGAUUUCAUCUUUAACCUGUACUCAGAGGAGGGAAAAGGCGUCUUUGACUGCCGCAAGAAUGUCCUCGGCCAUAUGCAGCAAGGUGGCACCCCAACUCCUUUUGACAGAAACUUUGCUACCAAGAUGGGUGCCAAGUCCGUUCUCUGGCUGACAGAGAAACUGAAGGAAUGUUAUAGACAUGGCCGAAUCUUUGCCAACACUCCAGACUCUGUGUGUGUGUUGGGCAUGAGGAAGAGAGGACUUGUGUUCCAGCCACUGGGUGAACUGAAGGAGCAGACAGAUUUUGAACACCGUAUUCCAAAGAGCCAGUGGUGGUUGAAGCUGAGGCCUAUAAUGAAGAUCUUGGCCAAGUACAAGAUUAAUCUGGACACCUCCGAGCAUGCUCUUAUGGAGCAUGUUAUUAGCAAGAAUGCUCCAGUAAACAUGUCUCUUUCAAAGUAGUUACGAGCAUGAAUGAGCAUCUCACUUAUGGAACAACUGGUGAUCUUAAAUUUAUUAUAUCUCAGUUGUCUUAUCAUCUACCGUACUUAUAAUUAUUUGUUUGCCUACAUGUCUCUUAUUAUUUUGUUUGUAUAAAUGAUAUCUAUGGUAAACAGUAUCACAAUAUGUGAAUAAAAAUAGUAUUAUUGCCCUCGUCUUUUUAUUUAAGAAUGUCAUUUUAUUGGAAAGGAGGGAAUCCUCUUUGUAGUUUAUAGACAGUAUUCGGGAACAGCAUGUUACUACUUAAAUCUUCGAGAAGGACCAAAGGACAUACUGUAUAUGCUAUCAAGAUCAGCAAGGAUGUGGUUGACAGCCUAAAUGUUGCUGCAUAUACAGCUAAACUUACCAAGGACAGACAAUAUUAACCUCAUCAUCUGUGUUAAAGUGACAUCUGAAGCAGAAGGCAACACGUUGUUAAAGGUCAAACCUAUUUGAAUAGUUAGUGUGAACAUUCAAAGGUCAAAUGCUAGCACUGACUCCAGAGUAAACAUAUGGCAUCAUAAAUGCUGCGUACUGAUUACCAUUAAUUCUAAUAUGAUGUAUUCUCUAC
Molecule: messenger RNA, 3040 nt
Organism: Xyrauchen texanus (razorback sucker)
Lineage: Eukaryota; Metazoa; Chordata; Actinopteri; Cypriniformes; Catostomidae
Gene: pfkma
Product: phosphofructokinase, muscle a
Exons: 22
Coding region: 109-2451 (780 amino acids)
Biological process (GO): canonical glycolysis; fructose 6-phosphate metabolic process; fructose 1,6-bisphosphate metabolic process
Cellular component (GO): cytoplasm; 6-phosphofructokinase complex; membrane
Molecular function (GO): identical protein binding; ATP binding; monosaccharide binding
Source: RefSeq, a predicted model, not a curated record